Molecule: messenger RNA, 4110 nt
Organism: Varroa destructor (honeybee mite)
Lineage: Eukaryota; Metazoa; Arthropoda; Arachnida; Mesostigmata; Varroidae
Gene: Set2
Product: SET domain containing 2
Biological process (GO): regulation of DNA-templated transcription
Cellular component (GO): chromosome; nucleus
Molecular function (GO): protein binding; histone H3K36 methyltransferase activity
Source: RefSeq, a predicted model, not a curated record
GAUCUGGCAAACCGAACUGCCGCUGAAUUUUUUCGCACAAGAAUGACAGCGACUAUCUGACAGUGUCAGUCUCAACAGCGCUGAUGCAGGUGCUGGUGAUAUAGCGGUGUUCGUUUCAAUUGUAUUGUGGUAGAUGCGUGCGCUGGCUACCGCCGCGGUCAGAUAAAAAACACGUUGGAGUCAACGACAACAACAAUAACAACAGUAGCAGCAACAACAACAGUAGUUAUAACAGAAAUAAAGGCAACAGCGGAGGAGCUGCAGCUGCAGCAGCACCCGGAGGCCCUGUUCGUUCGCGCCGGUCAUCAACAUGAGCAGUGCUACUACCGGCGAGGGUCAGGCUGAUAUCGCGCCUCCCGGAGUAGACUUCGAGGAGCUUUCGCAAGACAGCCGUUGUUCGCAGUUACAGGACCACAAAGAAAACGGCACCAAAUCGCCUCAAGAUGGCGGAGCCAAGGACUCGGGAGAGUCACAAUCACCACAUGAAGUAAUCGACGAUAAGGAACAAAAAAUUGAUCCUGUACUUGGCUAUAUCCCGUUAGUUGAAAAUGAGUAUCGCUACGCAAAGCGAGAUUCUCAGAAAGAUCUCCGGCGUAUGGAGUGCGAUUGUACGCUUACAAAGGAUGAAAUUUCGCGUGGAAUCCGAGGCUGUGUUGAUGACUGCCUCAACCGUAUGCUGCUUGUCGAGUGCGGACAACGCUGUCGUCUCGGCGAUAACUGCGGUAACAAGCGAUUUCAGCGACAAGAGUACGCCAAAGUAGACCGUUUCCAUGCUGAUAAAAAGGGCUAUGGUUUGCGGGCAGUCGAACCACUGGCGGCUGGAACCUUCGUUAUGGAAUAUGUUGGUGAGGUUCUAUCGGCAAAUGAAUUUCGACGGCGGGUAAAACGUUACGAUGCCGCCAAGCAUUUUUACUUUAUGGAGCUAAAACCCGGUUUGGCUAUUGAUGCGACCGCUAAAGGUAAUCUCUCGCGGCACAUGAAUCAUAGUUGCGACCCAAACUGCGUUACCGAGAAAUGGACCGUCAACGGUGAUUUACGUGUUGGCUUCUUUACGAAGAAGGCCGUGCGAGCAGGUGAAGAGCUCACAUUUGAUUAUAAGUUUGAGGUGUAUGGCAAAGAAGCGCAGAAAUGCUAUUGUGGAUCAGAAAAUUGUCGGGGUGUUAUCGGGACCCAGAAAUCAACCACCAAAAAGAAGGAGGAACGUCGCUCGAGAAUUGAAGAGGAGAUAGAUGAAGAGGAACUUGAGGUUCUAGAAGAGGGACUUCGAUCUCGAGAUGAUGUCAUCAACCUCUGUAGGAUUAUGGUUCGUGCUGAAGAUCCGGAAAUCCGUUGUCGGCUCCUUGAUAUUAUUGCAGGAACCGCAGAGGCAUGUCUUCGGUUAUUUGUCGACUAUCACGGUCUAGAGCUCCUUUGGAGCUGGUUCACCGAUUUAAAAGGUUAUGAAAUUCGUGAAAAAAUGAUCUCAACACUGCAGAAGCUACCGGUCACAAAUAAGACGAUUGUAAAAGAAAGCAAAUUGCUAACGGCCUCACAUCAGCUUGCAUCGGACCUAUCUGACGAGCUGGAUGCAAUGCGUAAGGCCAAGACUGAAGAGGAGAAGCUCGGUCCGAUCCAGGAGCUUUACAAAAGCAUAUCCUUGCUUCUCGACAGGUGGAAUGCGCUAAAGGAAGUAUACCGUAUACCCAAAUUAGAGCAGCAGCGUCGAAAGGAGGAUGAGCGAGAGGUCGACCGCCGUGAGAAGGACCUCAAGAAAGCGAAGAAAGAGGAAAAAAAGAAGAAAGAGCGAGACAAGGAAAAAGAAGACGAUCCGGAGAAGCCUAGUCGAGGUCGCAAACGGUCGCGGAGUAGAAGUCGCUCACGGAGUCGAUCCCAUUCCAGAGGACGCACUAGAAGAAGGUCGCGUUCACGAUCUAGAUCACGCAGUAGAAGUCGCGACCGAGCUCGCAAGCACCGGAAUCGGAAACGGUCGCGUAGCAGAUCGUCCUCAUCGAGCAGUAGUCGUGAACGAACCACUACUUAUAAUAAUAAACACGGCCAUAAUCGGCAUGGACAAGACGCUCGCGUGCCACGAGUUUCUAAAGAGGAGCGUCGGCGUUUAUUUGCUCUUCAAGCGAAACGUGAAGACGAGCUGCGUAUGCAACAGGAGAUGCUGCAACAGCAACAACGAGCCAUGGACACGGGCGCCGUUACAUUGACACCGAUGUUCCGAGAUGAGUCCGGACGUUUCGUGCCAGUUCCGCCAGACCUGUUGUCUCAGUUACCGCCACCAGUGAUGAUGCAGCCUGCGAUGAUGGGUAUGGCACAUAUGGCGCCUUCCAUGGCACCGCAUAUGCCGCCCGGAUGUUUGCCACCAAUGGGACCAAUGGGCCCAUUUGACCCACCUCCACAAGCUAUGUUUCCGAGUGGACCAGCGCCCGGUAACCAUCUACCUCCCUCUGUACUGCCACCACCUGGGCACGUAAUGGCGCCUUUUCCACAUCCACCACCUCCGAUCAUACAUCCGCAUCAUCCACCUGCUGCGACAGCAGCACUAGCUGCUCAAGAUCAACGCGUCGUUGCCAAGAUCCGAGCGAUCCGCUUACCGGAUUUCUGGAAGGCGACAAAAACUGACGUUGGAGAAAUUUACUUCUACCAUACGUUAACUCGAGAGGUAUCGUGGGAACUACCGGAAGAAGGGGCGGCAACAGCCGAUCUCGUACACGCCCGAUUGCCACACACCGUAAAAGUAGAGGUACCGCAAGUCACCCAACUAACACAGAUUACUGUGGAUACCGAGCUAGCGGUGGUGAGCGGUGAAGCGAAAGGCCUAAAGGAACGAUUUAUGGCAGAGAUCUCGCAAUAUAUCGUUGGCAUUCUAACGCCUUACCGCCGGGACGAUUGUCCUCGUGCUCGUAUAACGAACGAUGAAGAUUUCCGAAAAUUGGCUAGAAAAAUGACGCACGCUGUGCUGGGUAAGGAGCUGCGACAGUGCAAGAAGGUUGAGGGCCUCGUUGUCAACGAUGCUGUUAAGCUGAAGACCAAGGAUUUUGUUGCCAAGUACAUGACGAAAUUUGGAGACGUGUUUGUUUAUAACAGCAGAGGACGUGAAUGAUGCAAUUUUUUGCUUAUCAACUGAAGAUUGCAAACAGAGUAACAAGGGAGAAUGAUGAAGACAGGUAAUGUCAAAGGGCAGUUAUGUAAUUAGCGAUGCAGAUUAUCAUGUUAACUUUUGGUUGUAUGACUAUUAGGAUUCUAUAUCUGUUAAAACUAGGAAUAAGGCGAACGCAGAUUUGGAACGAUACAACAAUAGAAUAAAUACAUCGAAAUGUACCAAUUGUAAAUACCUUAAAUAAUAAGUAAAUGUUGUACAUAAGGCGUAUUUCCAAGAUAUUUGUCGUCUUCUUUUUUUGUGUGUAAGAAUGUGACACUGUGCUCGGUGAGUACAUACUUGUGACAAAAUUGGUCACUAUGUUCUCGAAGCUUAUUUUUUUGUAGCUAUUAUAAUAAUCUCGCUUAAAUACCGAAUACGAUGGACCACGGCCGCGUCAACCUAAGCUUACAAGCUCAUUACGUUUUCCUUUGAAGAUCAAAAAUCAGCUGAUGUCCGCGUCCUUAACGACAACGCUUUAAUGAUUUGUGUUUAAAUUCAAUCUUCAGAUGUUUUACCUUCCGUUUAAUAGGCAACAACACAGGGAAGAAAAGAACGAUAGAGAAAAUGCCAAAGACAGAAAAAUAUAUGAAUGAAAACUUAUGUCAUGCGAAAGGCUAUUGAAUGUAGGCAUAGAGAACUUCCGAUGAAUCUGUGUUAGGCCAGUAGAUGUAUCUUAUUAUCGAAUUAUUUUGGAGAAGAAUUAACGUUAGUAUAAAAACUUCGAAAACUACUUUCCCUCCAACGUCAUUGUUUUUGCAAGACUAAGAAUGAAAGAAUAUGCUACGCAAAUACUCGGUUAGUUUGUCACGCACGUCGGUGAUUUUUUGAGUACACUUAAAAUACAUCCCGGGUUCGUACAGUCCAGCAUCCACUAUAGAUUUAAUACAGUUUUGACAUUGGACUUACCACAUUUGUUGAGCAGAUAUGUUAGUUGAUAAAUAUUUGACCACAUAAUAAAAAGAAGCUACGAAAUUGCCAUU